Carya illinoinensis is the source of this 1682-nucleotide messenger RNA. RefSeq names its product transcription factor MYC4-like. Lineage: Eukaryota; Viridiplantae; Streptophyta; Magnoliopsida; Fagales; Juglandaceae. Bases 76 to 1467 code for a protein of 463 amino acids. The transcript has 2 exons. Gene Ontology annotation, biological process: regulation of DNA-templated transcription. The record is from RefSeq and is a predicted model, not a curated record. Gene Ontology annotation, molecular function: protein dimerization activity; DNA-binding transcription factor activity; transcription cis-regulatory region binding. Gene Ontology annotation, cellular component: nucleus.
CCUCCACACCCAACAUAAUUUCUCCUCCUUUCCCCCCUCUGUGCCUAGAUCUUCCUUAUUCUAUAUCACAAGAGCAUGGAGGACCUGAUAAUCCCCUUUCCAGCUUCUUUGCCCCAAGAAAACCCAUCAUUAACCCUUCAACAAAGGCUCCAAUUCAUACUCCAAAGCCAACCAGAUUGGUGGGCUUACGCCAUUUUCUGGCAAACCACACAAAACGAUAAUGGCCACCUCCUCUUGGCUUGGGGAGACGGUCAUUUCCAAGGCGCCAAUACCAAAGACACAUACCCUAAAUUCUCAAGCACCAGCACCUAUCCCCCAGCCACUUCGAUGCUACUCCCCGAAAGAAGAAAGUCCACCUUUGGUGAAAACCACCAAGUUAGCGAUAACAUGCACAUAAACGCCGACCUCACAGAUGUCGAAUUGUUCUACGACAUGUCUUUAACUCGUUCAUUCUCCGUCGGGGACGGUGUCCCCGGCAAGGCUUUCGCUUUUGAUUCUCUAGUGUGGUUGUCCGGUGGCCACGAGCUCCAGUUCUACAACUGCGAGAGAGCUAAAGAAGCUCAAAUGCAUGGGAUUGAAACCUUUAUUUGUAUCCCAACCUCAACUGGAGUUCUCGAAAUGGGAUCUCCGAUCAUUAUCAGAGAGAACUGUGGCUUAGUCCAGCAAGCCAAGUCUUUAUUUGGGAGGGAUCUCACUGGUUUGGUACCUAGGCAACCAAGCCAAAAUUUAGUUCCAAUUCAGUUUCUUGACCGAAACAUUUAUUUCGCAGAUAUUGGCAUAACUACCAGCAUUCAAGAAGAUGACAAGUACUCAGAUCAACUAGAAAAGAAAGGAGUGAUAGAAGCAAAGAAAGCAGACUGCAUCUUCGUGAACUGCAAAGAGAAGAAAACCCCCAAGAAAAGAGGGAGGAAACCUAAACUCGGCCGCAACACGCCGUUGAACCACGUCGAGGCUGAGCGGCAACGGCGAGAGAAGAUGAACCACUGGUUCUACGAGCUGCGAGCAGCGGUACCCAACGUUUCUAGGAUGGACAAGGCAUCUCUGCUGUUAGACGCUGUGUCGUACAUCAAUGAGCUCAAGACCAAGAUCGAGGAGUUGGAAUCGGAGUUUCAAAGCGAGCCUAAGGAGGCCGUGAAGUUAGAACAUGUUGACACCAUGGACAACCAAAGCACCAUUACCACCACCUCUGUCAACCAGAUCACUAGGUCUAACUCAAGCGAAUUCGGGCUCAAGGUUGAAGUCAAGAUUGUAGGACUCGAAGCCAUGAUUAGGGUUCACUCGGAGAAUUGUAAUUACCCGACAGCACAAUUAAUGGCUGCUCUUCGUGACCUAGAGUUCAAAGUCCUCCAUGCGAGUAUCUCGUGUGUGGAGGAGCUCAUGCUUCAAGACGUGGUGGUUAGGGUUCCCGAUGGACUGAAUAAUGAAGAAAGUCUCAAGGAUGCUCUUCUAGAAAAACUGAAGCAAUAAGUGCAUGCAUUAUUAACAGUGAUUUCAACUCAUGACCAUCAUAAGUACUGUCUUCAGUUAUGGUGAUCGAUCGGUGAAAACGCGGUGGAUCAUCUUCAUGCACGUCAAAUUAAAGUUUCUCGAUGGUGGCGAGAGCUGGUAAAAUUUGCAACACAAAGAAGUAAUGAUAUAUUCCAACAAUAGGAAAAAGGUACUCGUAAAUUAUUUCAAACAAA